Adineta steineri is the source of this 3360-nucleotide messenger RNA. NCBI's taxonomy places the organism in Eukaryota, Metazoa, Rotifera, Eurotatoria, Adinetida, Adinetidae. The record is from the annotation of a GenBank genome assembly.
AUGACAACGUCAACAUUUCCCAAAUCACAUUAUCAUCAAAAUUUUAUUCUUAUUUAUUUAAAUAAUUCAAACAAUGAUAAUAAUGAAAUUGAUCAACUUAAACAAAUUAUAUUUGAAAUAAAUAAAUUCAACGAUCCAGAUCAAUCUAUUGAUUUUCUUACUGAUGUUAAAGAUGUAAAAGUAUUUAUGAUUAUCAAUGAUUCUAUUAGCAAUUAUUUUCUACCACUUAUUUGUAAUAUUCCUCAAUUACAUUCUAUUUAUAUUUUAUCUAAAAAUGAAAAUCAAUUCGAUGAAUCAAUAAAUGGUGAAAAAAAGUUACAAGGCAUUUUUAAUAAAAUCGAAGAUAUAUAUAAUUUAUUAAAGAAAAAAACAAAAGAAAUUGAUCGUAAUUUAAUUCCAAUGAGUAUUGUGUCAUUCGAUAAUUCUUGUAAAAAAGAAUUGAAUGAACUUGAACCAUCAUUUAUGUAUUCACAAUUAAUUAAAGAAAUUUUAUUUGAUAUUGAAUAUGAUCAAGAUUCUAAAGAAAAAUUAAUUCAAUUUUGGCGUAAUUCACAUCAUCAAAAAGCUGAUGUAAAGGUAAUUAAUGAAUUCGAAAAAGAUUAUCAUCCGAGCUUAGCUAUUCCGUGGUAUACGCGAGACUCAUUUAUCUAUUCAUCACUCAAUCGAGCAUUACGACUAAUGGCUAUUGAUCCUAUUAUUAAAAUGGGAUGUUUUCUAAAUGAUGUACAUCAACAAAUUAAACAAGAAUAUGCAGUGCAAUUAUCAACUAGCACAUUCCCAUUGAUUGUCUAUCGUGGGCAAAAAAUGUCUAAUGAUGAAUUUGAUAAAUUACAUCAGAAUCAAGGUGGUCUUUUGGCAUUUAAUAAUUUUCUAUCAACUUCUGAAGAUAUUAAUGUUGCAAAAGUGUUUUGUUCUAAUGAUUUACACGAAGCCGAUAUGACAUUUGUUCUUUUUAAGAUCACAAUUUAUUCAACUGAUACAUCAACUCCAUUUGCGUCUAUAAAACAUCUUAGUAAGAUGAAUGACGAAGAUGAGAUUUUAUUCUCAAUGCAUAGUGUCUUUCGAAUUGAUAUGAUUCAUAAAAUGGAUGAUAGUUCCUGGCAAAUCGAUUUAAUAUUGACGACCGAUAAUGAUGAGCAACUUGAGGGACUAACACAAGACAUGCGAAAACGAACAUCAGGAUUGACUGGAUGGUAUCGUCUUGGAAAACUAUUAAUCGAUAUAGAAGAAUUCACAAAAGCUGAAGAGAUUUACGAAAUAUUACUUCAUUCAUCUCUAGCUGAAGAUGAAGAAGACCGUUCUAAAAUAUACAAUUAUCUUGGAAUGAUUUCCCAUGGUAAGGGUCAUUUUCAUGAUGCACUCGUAUUCUACCAGAAGACAUUAGAUAUUCAAGAGAAGAUUUUAUCUUCUGAUCAUCGUGAUCUCGCUACAACAUACAAUAAUAUGGCUGUAGUAUAUUUAGCUAUGGGAAAUUAUCCGAUUGCACUUUCUUUCUUUGAAAAGAAUUUAGAUAUUCGGCAAAAAUGUCUUCAUGCUCAGCGUCCUAAACUGGCUAUCGAUUUCAACAAUAUUAGUGUAUUAUAUCAUGAAAUAGGAGAUUAUCGAAAUGCACGCUUAUCACUCAGAAAGGCACUAGAAAUUCAAGAGAAUUUGCCUUAUACAAACCAUCCUGAUCUUGCAACUAUUUAUGAUAAUAUUGGUGUCCUAUAUCAAAGCGAAGGAAACUACUCUAAUGCACUUUCUUUCUAUUUAAAAGCUGGUGAGAUUAGCCGAAAAACACUUCUUCCGAAUCAUCUAUGUAUAGCUACUAAUUACAAUAAUAUUGGUGAUUUAUAUCAGAAAAUGGGAAUGAAUUCUCUGGCACUUGAUUUUCACCAAAAAUCUCUUAAAAUUCGAGAAAAAUAUUCAUCUUCUAAUCAUCCUGCUCUAGCUGUGGCUAACGGUAACAUUGGCUCAUUAUAUCAUAGUAUGGGAGACUAUCCAGGUGCCCUGUCAUUUUAUGAAAAAUCACUUGAAAUUCAAGAAAAGUUUUUACCGACGGAUCAUCCUAGUAUAGGAUUAAAGUACAAUAAUAUCGGUGCUCUAUAUCGAGACAUGGGGGAUUAUCCAAAGGCGAUAGUAUACUAUGAGAAAUCGUUAGAAAUCCAACGAAAAUCUCUUCCUUCAGAACAUCCCGAUCUGGCUACUACUCUGAUAAAUCUCAAUACUGUACGUUUAGAAAUGGGAGAUUAUGCAGGUGCCCUAUUAUCAUGUCAAAAGGCUCAAGAAAUUCUAGAAAAAUCAUUACCAGUGGAUCAUCCGGAUCUGGCUAAAACUUUCAACAUCAUUGGUUGUGCGCAUUUUCAGAUGGGAGAUUAUUCAAAUUCAUUAUUAUUUCAUGAGAAAGCACUUGAUAUUCGAGAAAAAUCUUUAUCCUCUGAUCAUCCCGAUCUUGGUGAAACAUAUAUUAAUAUCGGUACUAUAGACUUCAUCAAGGGUCAAUAUUCCAAAGCACUUUCAUUUUGUCAAAAGGCAUUUGAAUUAUUUGUCAAGAUUCUUCCUUCGAAUCAUCCUCGUCUAGCUCACGUCCAUAGCCAGAUUGCUAAAGUUCAUGAUGAACUGGGAAACUAUUCAGAUGCAUUGUCAAAUUAUGAAAAAGCACUCGAAAUCUACGAAAAGACCCUUUCUUCUACUCAUCCUUCUUUGGCUUCUAUUUACAACCAUCUUGGUAAUUUACAUUCCAACAUGGAACAUCAUUUAGAUGCACUCUCAUUUUACGAAAAGGCAUUAGAAAUUCGAAAAAAAUCUCUUCCUCCCAAUCAUCCGGAUAUAGGUGAAGUAUACAACAAUAUUGGAAGAGUUCAUGAUAGUAUGGGAAACUAUUCAAAUGCACUAUCAUACUAUCAAAAUACAGCUGAAAUAUUCGAAAAAAAUCUUCCUAUCAAUCAUCCUCAUAUAGCCAUGAUUACUGGAAAUAUUGGUAAAGUAUACGAUAAUAUGGGAGACUACGCAAGUGCACUUUCUCACCAUACAAAAGCGCUUGAAAUCUUCAAAAAAUCGUAUCCUUCCGAUCAUCCAUACAUGGCCAAAACCUAUAGAAAUAUAGCUUCAGUAUAUAAUAAUAUGAAAGAUUAUGUCAACGCACUUCAAUAUUAUGAAAAAGUAAUUGAAAUUCAAAAUAAGUGUUUAAAUUCGGAUCAUCCGGAUUGGUUUGAAACAUACAACAAAAUUGGUAUAGUACAUGAUAAUCAUGGAGAUUACUCAACGGCAUUAACAUUUUUUAAACGUGCACUUCAUAUUCAUCAGACUUCUUUUCCCAAUAAUCUCUCUCAGUUACAACAGUUACAAGAAAAAAUAUCUUCUCUCGAAACAAAAUUAUAG